CAUGUCUUCGAGCAACUACAACGCUGUGUCAAGCCAGGCUGCGAGUGAAAGCACUCCUGCCAUCCCAUUGAUGAUGUCGAGCAUGGGGACGACCUUUGCUCCGAUCACUACUGUAGGAUCAAUUGGCAUGAUCCCAAUCAUGUCAACCCCAACUCCUACGCCGACGACAACAAUGUUCCCAGGCUCGAUAACAACGCCUGGUGGAGCAUUCACACCAUACCCGUCAGCUUGGGCUCAGUUUGCUGCUGACCCGGAAAAUGCUCAGGCUCUACAGGGCUAUCAACAGGUGAUGGCCAUGAUGCAACAGGCAGGUGGCUUCACGCCAUUUGCCUAUCCUGGUAUGACGCCGCCAAUUAUGCCACCUCCGGUGUCGACCCCGUCGACAUUUGUCCCUAGGAUGGUCCCUAUACAUCCGGUGAAUUUGACGGGGACUUUGAAUGAAGCAGCGCCCUCAAAUGUCCAUGAAAUCAAUGAUGCGGAGCAGGAGGCGGCCCGCAGGAAGAAGGGUAAGGCUAUAGCCGAACCCAGCAAGACUCGAGAUUCGGCAUUCAAACGCCUAGGGGGCAAAGAGGAUGGACCCCGCAAGUCUGCCAAGCUACGUCUUGGUCCUGAGAUGGGCCGGACUAGCGCAAUAGAAAGACUUGGCGGGGGUCGUCACGCCCAAUCUCGUCGUUCUAGGGAAUCUGAGACGAUUCCCCAAGACGAGGAGGAAGCAGAAAGCCAGCCGAGGGCGUCGGCAUACACCAGGCUCUCAUGCGAUGAGGAUGACCUGGACAAGAUAGGGAGCGUAGCAAAGAAAUUACGUGCCCUGGAAGAAAAGGUGGAGGAGAAGGCGGGAGCGAAAAAACACACCUUGGCUAAAUCUCCCUUUUCGGCCAGGGUACAUGCACAGAGGUUGAGGCGGAAGAUUAAGCUGGACGUGGAGAAAUUCACAGGAAAGGAGGAUCCAAACGUCCACCUUGACACCUUCCACAAUGCAGCACAGAUGGCCGGGUGCACUGAUACUGAGGAGUGCUUGCUCUUCUUCUCAUCCUUGAGAGGGAGGCCUGUGGAAUGGUUUAACGGCCUUCCCCAUGGCAAGAUUGGAUCCUUUGAGAAACUUGCUGAAGUUUUCCGCAAGAAGUACCAGGACAACUGCAUCAAGAGAAAGAAGUUUACCUACCUUAACACGGUAGGGCAGAGGGAGAAAGAGACCUUGACUCAAUUCUUAACCCGCUGGAGGGAUGAGGUUGACAAGGUAGAAGAAAUGGACGAUAAGACGACCAUGUCUUUGUUGAUGAAUGCCUUCUGGUCAGGUGACCUCUACACUGAAUUCUGUAAGAGGCCGCCCUCCUCUUAUCAUGAAGCCUACAAUACGGCAUGGGAAUAUGCCGAGGCAGAAGUGCUGAACAAGAAUAAGCGGGAGCUGGAGGAAGGUUACACAAAGUCGAAAUCCGACAAGCCGAAGAAAGAUGAGCAGACAGGAGGGUCCAAACUAAAGGUUGUGCUCAAGGAGAUGGCCUUGAAAGGGGAGCUUGGGGAAGGUUACGUGACGGAUGAUUGUCGGUGGCCCGGAAGGCGGGGAUACUGCCUCCCAGCGGAAGAACUGGGCCACGAGUUUGCACGUGGCGGUGGUUUCCCUGGAGUCACAUGGGAAGCAGACAAGGAGGGAACCUAUCACUUUCACAGACAUGGGAGUCAUAAUGACCCUUUGGUUAUUACAAUGGACAUCAAUGGAGCUGAUGUGGCCAGGGUCCUGGUUGACACAGGAAGCAGUGUCAAUGUUCUAUACUUGGAUGCUUUCAAGAAAUUGAAGCUAGACAGGUCCAUGUUGAGACCGUUGCAAACUCCAUUGUCAGGCUUCACUGGAGCUAGCAUAGAAGCGGAAGGUCAGAUCACCUUACCAGUUACCUUGGGGUCGGGUAACAGGACAGUGACCAAACAAAUGAGAUUUGUUGUGGUCGACAUCAAGUGUGUGCAUAAUGCCAUUCUGGGUAGGCCUGGGAUCAACCAGGUAGACAAGGGUGAGGAGAAGGCUAGAAUCGAACCGGAUGCAAACACGGAGGAGAUCCAGAUUGAUUCCUCCAAUCCUGAGAGGAAGGUCAAGAUUGGAGCUGAUCUUCAGGAAGAGCUAAGGACUGAGAUUGUCCAGGUGUUGACCAGGUAUAAAUCAUUAUUUGCCUGGAGUGUUGCUGAUAUGCCCGGGAUUGACCGGUCAGUCAUUUUCCAUCGUCUCUCUGUUCUUGAGGGGUCUAGGCCUAUAAGACAGAAGAAGAGAUUUUUGGCAAGUGAUAGGAGGGACUUUGUGAAGAAAUAGGUCAAGGACCUACUUGAGGUAGGU
Molecule: messenger RNA, 2320 nt
Organism: Cuscuta campestris
Lineage: Eukaryota; Viridiplantae; Streptophyta; Magnoliopsida; Solanales; Convolvulaceae
Source: the annotation of a GenBank genome assembly